AUCCUCAUUCCUUCGCUCUCACUAAUGGCAUUAGUGGUGUCAAUCUGACUCCAGGUCGGUGUUCUCUGCGUGCUUCCACGCGGUGACCACGUGUCUCUCUCCGGCCUGCCAGCGGACCAUGUGGAGCAGCAAGAUGGCGGCGCGGUGGAGUGGGAAAGACGGGGAUUUAAAUGCUGGUAACAGCGACCUUCUGGCCAGCAACACUCCCAGUGAGUUGGUCCCGAGUCGACGUGAUGUGGAAGGUGUGGCGAUGGACCCACAGUCCUGCAUGGAUCACUCAAUCCUGGCCAUUUUUGAAGACUCCACUGUCGCAUCAGAGGAUAAGAGUGGAGUGGAGGAAGAGAGUGAGACCCUGCUGUCGGCCCUGACUGAGAUGCUGGACAGUGUGGAGGAUGACGAUGGGACUCCCUUCGACACCCUGCCAGACACCAAGCUCCUCACCCACCCGGAGCGUAGGGAUGACUCAGUGGAACCAUCACUUGCAGACAAACUUAGACCAAGAUCCAAAUCACCAAAUGUAACAUUCACAAUUAAGAUUGAAGGAGAAAAGGAAGAUGAGAGCAAAAUAGAGAGAAGCAGCCCCCCACAGCUGUUCAGACAACAAAGUUCAACAUUGUUUCAUUCCAAAAAUAAGAAAGCAAAGGCUGAAGUUGAGGUUUUCACCUCAACUUCUCUCGUCAACCUGGUGAAGAUCAUGCACCCCUACUGUCUGAAGCUGCAUGUGGAAGAGGAGGGGGAUAAACUGAGGAGAAAGCACAACUUAUUCUCUCAGGAAGAGGUGUGGAAGUAUGAGAGACCCACUGAAGAGUGUGAUGAAGAGAUAAAUGUUGUGUCUGAUGACGAGGUAGCUGUGAAAGAGACAAAGGAGGGAGAUGAAAAGAGCGAUGAUGGCAAACUCUUGAAAGGUGUGUUGCUGAACGGAAACUCGUCCAGAGCGCCAUCAUCCAGAGAGAAGAAAAGGGUGCGCUUUGGCCACGUUCAAGUGGCUUCAAUUGAUGAAUCAGUGGAAAAGGGACUGAACGAGAAAAAUCUAACAAGUGGGCACACACGUGAAACUGUGUCGGCUCCACCGAACAGCGCAAAAGCACUUGAAAUUCCAGCUGGCUCAGCACCUGAACCCGUACCUGGGUACGAUAUUGAGGUUCUGCCACCUAAAGGUGAGACAAAGGCCAAGUCACUCAGCCUCCAACAGUACAGACAGCUGCGCCAAAAGAGACAGCCCCUGGUGGAGAAACAGAGGAACUACACCACCAAGUGGCCCUCUGUUUCUGAGCCCCCCAAGGAGCUGACCCCCAUCCUCUGUUUACAGGGACAAAGACAAAACAGCUGUGGACCAAAGACAGCACACCAUUAUCCAGAUGGUCAAAGAAGUGGUGCUGAUCCGCUCCAUAGAUCUCACACUGCUGGUUACAAGACCCAUCGCACCUGUGCUCCGCCCAGGCCUCACCCCUCAGAGACCAAAUCAUCCACUCCUCUAUGUCGCAGCACAUUAAAGUGCCCAAGGACUGAAUCCAAAAUCAUCUCACAUGCUAGUCCACCGCCAGACGUCACAACUAACACCAGAGUUACUGUGCCUGAAAGCAAAAUAAGUCCGGUAAAGAAACCAACACUGCUCAGUAGUGAUCCCCCAAAUCCCGUCCUCCUCCCCCUUCCAGUUAGCCAAACAGCAUCACCCUGCUCUGACCACUCCUCAUCAGAGUCCAAAGUGGAGUUCCUCAGCAGAGACUCCAACCUUGACAGCACCAGGCACUUUCAAGAAAUCCACAAUGAAUCCUCAGGCACAUCUCUUCAACAACAGCAAUCGUCCAUAGGGCCAAAGCCCAAAGUGAUGUUACUAAACCAGGACUGCACCACCCUGUUUCAGGAAAUUAAAAACAAGUUUACUGAGAUAGCUUCAGGUCUCUCCUCUAGAUCUCCAGCACUGUGCAAAACCACAACCGAAUCUUCCUCAGGGAGCAAGAAACUACAGCCUCAAAAAUGCAGCCCGAACCACACGAAAGAAACCAAACUGGAACCAGAGACUCCUCUAUCACCAAGUCCAGAUACAGUGAGUCAAAUAAAGUGCCCUUCCCUCGCGCCAUACUGCAGUCAGCCACCGUCUCACUCAUUGCCGGAAGUUCUUCCCAGUAAAUCCCCGCCUAAGGAACCAUCGCCUGCCCUUCAGUUUGUCUGUAGAGUGCAGAGUGCAACAGCUGACUCAGGAAUUGAAGCGCCUGAUCUGACCAGCCUGCUGGAGCAGUUUGAGGAAACACAAGCUAAAGAGGAGAGAGUGUGUGAGCCCAAACUUGUUAGUCCUACUUCAAACCUUCCAACAGAUGGACACUUGGACUUGGACAGAACUCAGCCUGUAGGAAGAGAAAGAGGCUGCAGAUCAGUACUGACGCCCCCUGUGGAACCACUUAAACCUUUAAGCACUUCAGAAUCACCGGGCACUCCAAAAACCCUCAGGAAUUUACCACAUCUUCAGAUGUCGGAGGGUGUGGACAUCCCAGAGCCCCUCGGCACUGACAUCAUCCUCAGCACUCAACAAGAUCUGCCAGCAAGACGCAAAAAUCCUCCAUCCAAGGCCAUUCAGAUAAUCGACCCCCGUCCUCUACCAUCCAAGAAGACGCACACUAACCUCUCAGAGUUCCCUGCCGCUCAUACCUCUGCUCACAUGUAUUCAACUGUAUCCUCCGAUCACGAUUACUGCGGGCCUGUAGACCGUUCACUUACAAGUGCUACUCAGCGUAGCAGAGCCUCUAAACUCAAGGAUAUUUCUAAAAGCACUGAUGAAUUGCAGGUGACCGCCCACGACUCAAGUGCUGCUGCCGAAUGCAACAAACAGACCUCCACCGGUGAAGUUACCACCACUGUUAGUAACUCUGCAAAGUCUGUGAUGCAGUGUCUCUCUGAGCAACCCAGAUCAGAGACAAACCCGUCCACAGAUAAAGUCCUGUCGCUUUCAGACAGUGCUGCCAAAGAGCAAGACCAGACAGCCCCGUGCACUCUCCCUACACCUCCACCCAGCCCUCCUGUCAGAGGGAGGGAGAAAAGGAGAUAUCGGAGAAGAUCUCCUCGUUCUGACUCCAGCUGCAGCUCUUGUUCCUCAUCGUCGUCGUCCUCCUCCAGUUCUGCAUCGCCCUCUCCAAAAAGACAAAAGCACCGACACAAGCGUUCAGAGAGCAGUUCAUGUUCGUCGUCGUCCUCUCGCUCCAUUUCCCGCUCCCCACCUCGGCGCUACAGGUGGUCUUACUCUCGAUCGAGAUGCAGCAGGUCGAGAUCCAGAUCUUGGACCCAGUCUAGGUCCCCAUCCAGAUCCCGAUCGCCAUCCCCGCGGAAUUGCCAUAGGCAGUGGAGAGAUGUUUACAGCAGCAGAGAGUCCAGGAAGCUCAGGAGAGAGCAUGAGAUGAGGAUUCAGAAGCUUAAAGCCAUAGAAGAGCGCAGGGUGGUGUAUGUCGGCCGCAUCUGCAGGUCUAUGACACACGAUGAACUGAGAGAACGCUUCACUCAAUUUGGAGAAGUAGAAUGUGUGUCGCUUCACUUUAGAGAUCGAGGUGACCACUACGGCUUUGUCACAUUCUACAACAUGAAAGAUGCUUUCGCAGCCAUCGAUAACGGCGGCAAAGUACGGAAGCCUGAUGAGCUGCCGUUUGACAUCUGCUUUGGUGGAAGAAGACAGUUCUGUAACUCUCACUACGCUGACCUAGAUGCAAACAGAGAUCCAGAUGCAGACCCGUCUCCUGCCAAGAGCAGGUUUGAGGACCUCGACUUUGAUUCGUUGCUGAAACAGGCCCAGAGAGGAUUAAAGAGGUAGCAGAGCUGUGUGGGAGGACAAGAACACAGAGCUGCAUGUGGCAGAGAUGAACCUCAGAGCCUUAUGCUCACACUUAUGUAGCAAAUGUUAGCAUGUUUUUUUUUUUUUUCAUAUUUUGACUCUUAAUAUGCAUGCAGUUUCUGAUGUGUACAGUUAAUAUGUAUGAAUAUGUAGCACUGUUAAUUUGAUUACAUGUUAUUAGAUUUCUUUUGCAUUCCAUAACACACAAAGUUUUUUACAUUUGUAUAUAAAAAAUAAAGGCUGUGUUUCCUGAUGAUGAUGA
Siniperca chuatsi (mandarin fish) is the source of this 4079-nucleotide messenger RNA. RefSeq lists its product as uncharacterized. The record is from RefSeq and is a predicted model, not a curated record. Lineage: Eukaryota; Metazoa; Chordata; Actinopteri; Centrarchiformes; Sinipercidae. The transcript has 11 exons. Gene Ontology annotation, cellular component: nucleus. Gene Ontology annotation, biological process: positive regulation of transcription by RNA polymerase II. The coding region runs from base 119 to 3796 and encodes 1225 amino acids. Gene Ontology annotation, molecular function: transcription factor binding; RNA binding.